ACUCAUAAAAAAAAUCACCGCGGGUGCGACGAAGCUCGAAGUCAAGCAAGAAAAAUACCUUUCGAGUCAAACAAGGCAAAAGUGUCAAGCUAGCUAUUCGAAAUCAAGUCAAAAGUCGAGAGCUCGAAGUCGAACAGGUGCAGCGUACAGUAGCACUCCGAUUCCGUGGAUUGUGGAAGAGAGUGUUCAUGUUAGUAUUGUUACAUGACUGUAUCCAGAUUGUGUUAUAUUACUUAUUAGUGUAGGGCUCCUAUUUUUGUUUCACUCCUGAAGUAAGUCUCGUAAUGUACCAGAGCGUAGAAGUAGAUCAUGUCUGAAGCAGAAGCUCGGUCGCCGGAAUCAGCCAAAGAGCGGCUGCAAGAGAGACUCAGUAGUCGUUCAGAAGCUGAAGCCUCGAACAACGAAGAGCUUGCAGCCAAUGAAGAAACUCUUGACCCGUACGGUUUUGUUCGUGGAGAUCGAUUUGAUCAUGCUGAGUAUGACACCUUCAACGCUGCAUAUACAACUGUGUUGGUGAGACGUACCAGGCGUUGGACAUCAGUUAAUUAUAAUGCACGGCAUAGAAGAUUGAAGCGGUAUAUUCGGAAAGGCGUGCCAUCCAGCAUGCGUCGUGAAGUGUGGUUAUCAGUAUCAGGUGCAUCGGACCUCCUGGCUGAAUCACCGGGACUCUACGAUGAACUGAAAGACAUUUCUAAACUGGAAGAGAAACACAGCAGACCUAUUGAACUCGACAUUCAUCGCACCCUUACAGACAAUGUAUAUUUUCGGCUGGACGGGGACAAAAGCAAAUUGAAGCUUGACUCGCUGCGCAAUGUUCUUGUUGCCAUUGCGAAGCAUCGUCCAUCGAUUGGCUAUUGUCAGGGUUUGAAUUUUGUGACAGCAUAUCUUCUCCUAAUUGUGGAAAAUGAGGAAGAAGUGUGGCUGAUGAUUGCCUUGUUAGAUUCCUUACCUGACUAUUAUGGCGAUAAGCUGCGUGGCAUGCAAAUGGACUGCUACGUGCUUCAGCAGCUGGUUAAAAUGAAAAUGCCACGGCUUCAUGAUCAUUUCCUCCGGCAUAGCUGCUCUGUGGACCUGUUUGCUACGAAGUGGUUCAUUAACCUGUUCCUUGACUGUCUCCCACAAGAGACAGCGUUCAGAGUUUUGGAUUGUUUGUUCUACGAGGGUUCUAAAGUGCUGUUUCGUGUCGCGCUGACCAUACUCAAGCAUGAAGAAGAGCGCCUCCUGUCUUUCUCUGACAUCGGUGACCUGCUGAUGUUCAUGAAGGUACAUGGCAUUGUGCAGUGUAGAUCUACAGUGCUGCUCAAAGGAAUGCACAGCCCAGAGUGUUCAGAAGGCUACCACGCCAUGAUGCCCGGUGUUAGCUGACUAGUCCAGGCGGAUAUCACUGAGCAGCA
Sycon ciliatum is the source of this 1394-nucleotide messenger RNA. RefSeq names its product growth hormone-regulated TBC protein 1-A-like. Lineage: Eukaryota; Metazoa; Porifera; Calcarea; Leucosolenida; Sycettidae. The record is from RefSeq and is a predicted model, not a curated record.